CCACGAUGUUCACAGGAAUCAUUGAAGAGAUUGGGACAGUGGUUUCCCGCGUCGAGAAAGAUGGCAUGAAGAUGUGGGAUGGGAGCGUUGCCAGGGGCACGGUCUUGGUUGUUCGUUUGAAAGUCGCUCUCGAGGGUGCGUACAUUGGCUGUAGUAUUGCCAUCAACGGGACGUGCCUCACUGCUACGGAUAUCGACUUCGACAACGGACACGUCUCCUUUGGUUGCGCCCCCGAAACGUUGCGGUUGACGAAUUUGCGCGUGCUGGAGGCUGGUGAUAGAGUCAACGUGGAACGUGCUAUGGGCGCACAAGACCGAAACAGCGGACAUUUUGUGCAAGGACAUGUCGAUGGAACGGGCAAGAUCUUGGAAAUGACCAAGGAAGGCGAGUCCCUCUGGGUAAAAAUCCAAGCGGAGCCGUCGCUGAUGGCAUAUGUCAUUCCCAAGGGCUUUAUUGCCGUCGACGGCACAAGUCUCACCGUGUGCAAGGUGAACAACCGUGAAGGGUGGUUCAACGUCAUGCUGAUCACGCACACGCAGCAAAGCAUCGUGUUGCCGACCAAAUCUGUGGGAGACCUCGUCAACUUGGAGGGCGACGUGAUUGGAAAGUACGCGGCCAAGUCCACGCAUGCGUUUAGCGAGCGAUUGGAAUCCCUGGAGAAGACGCAGCGCAACACGUUAUUGGCUGCAGGGAUUGUGGGUGGGGCCAUCGGUGCCGCCGUUGCGCUCAUUGCGACCCAGCGCUAAAGAUGAACGCAAUGCAUACACUAUCAAACGUUCUA
Messenger RNA from Aphanomyces invadans, 781 nucleotides. Its product is annotated as riboflavin synthase, alpha subunit. The transcript has 5 exons. Gene Ontology annotation, biological process: riboflavin biosynthetic process. Lineage: Eukaryota; Oomycota; Saprolegniomycetes; Saprolegniales; Verrucalvaceae. The record is from RefSeq and is a predicted model, not a curated record. Gene Ontology annotation, molecular function: riboflavin synthase activity. The coding region runs from base 6 to 746 and encodes 246 amino acids.